Molecule: messenger RNA, 4100 nt
Organism: Metschnikowia bicuspidata var. bicuspidata NRRL YB-4993
Lineage: Eukaryota; Fungi; Ascomycota; Pichiomycetes; Serinales; Metschnikowiaceae
Gene: MSN5
Product: karyopherin
Exons: 1
Coding region: 381-4082 (1233 amino acids)
Biological process (GO): RNA export from nucleus; protein export from nucleus
Cellular component (GO): nucleus; RNA nuclear export complex; cytoplasm
Molecular function (GO): nuclear export signal receptor activity; RNA binding
Source: RefSeq, a predicted model, not a curated record
AGUGCGCUGCCUCACACGAAAUAUGUUUAGACAGUAACGCAGUUAACGGAUACUCGGCCAUUUUCAGAUCGCACCGGCAAGUAUAACAAGAGUCUGUCACCACAGAAGCUCUGCUCUGCCUUUUCUCAUUGGAACACUGCGCCCUCCCCGUAUAUUCCUGAACUAUUCACUUUUUCCAUAUCCCCGUUUUAUUUCGUUUUCCUCUGGACUUCGUUCCAUACCCUAUCCGUUCCAGAACAUUUGAGCGAUUUUUUUUCAAGACUUCAGGUAAACACCAGCCAAGGCCCUCACUGUGGAUUCAACGAUUGGCAAUACUAGCAGCUGUCCCAAGCCAACCAUUCUGAAUUCUUUGAAGACGCAGAUCAGGCACAUUGAGAAGGAUGAUGCCCAUAGAAAAUGGCGGAGUCACCCGCAUUCUCCAGGCAUUAGAAGUCACCUACGACCCGAAGUCCACCAAUGCUACUAGAAGAGAAGCACAGGUAUUUUUGGAAUCUGUCAAGGCCAGUGAGGAGUCGCCAUUUUGGGGAUUUCAAUUGGCGCUUCCCGAAAACUACGGCUCCAACUACAUCGUGCGGCAUUUUGGGUUGUCGCUCCUUCAACAUGCAAUCAGCAAGAAAUUCCACACAUUCGAUCGCUCGAAAGUGCUUGUGAUUAGAGAAUGGAUUUCAACGCUUGCAGCGAAGACGCUCGAGGACGACUCCCAUUACAUAAAGGAGAAAUUGGGGUUUUUAUGGGCGUCGCUUGCCAAGCGUAUAUGGGGCUCUUUUCUUGUGAAGGCAAAACUGGAGUCGCAAAACGACCAAUUGACGACAGAAGAUGCUGAAGAUGGUUGGGUUUCCAUGGAUGCAGAUUUGUGGAACCUCUGGAACAGCACCACGCAGACCAGAGAGUUAUCUCUAAUCAUCUUGAGGACAUUGUUUGAAGACAUUUAUUUGCUUGAUGAUCCUGUCGCCAGCAAGCGGACAAAUAUUCUCAACCAGAUUAGUGUUAUGAUCAUCACACCCGACUCAGUGCUUGAACAGAUCUACGAACCGAGCCCGACAUUAUCGAUGUGCAAAUACUCGAAAGAUGGAUGGUUUGUUGAAUGGAGCAAGUUUCUAGUUGAGACGCUAACGAAGAACGACUCCUCUUCACCCGUGGUGCAAAAAUUUGCCCCUAAAAUACUCAGUACGUUUAAGACUUGUUUGCAUUGGGUUCAACCCUCUGUAUUGAAAAGCGAAAACAUCUUGAUGACCUUGAUAAACAUCUUGACUGUGCCCGAUAUGAAAUUGAAAACUCUUGCAAUUGACUGCUUGCAUAUACUCUUCACAAGAUCUUAUAACGAUGCAGAGGACUUCGAAUUUUUCAUCGGGAGCAUUUUCACACGUGAAGGUAUUGAGAAGCUUUCGAAUUUCUAUAUUUCUCUCGUUGUUGAUCCAGAUAACCUUGAUGAACAAGCGUAUGCCUUGCUUAAGAAAACAGUCGAGAUGAUUGUUUCUCUAAGCGAAUAUUUACAAGUACUGCUGCCUGCAAAGUCCAGGAUAAACUGGGACAAGUCGAGCGUUGACCUCUAUCUUCAACUUGUGUUGAACACCACAAAGCAUCCAAGCCCAAUAAUUUCAGGUCUCUCCUUGCAAAUGUGGGUCACAACGCUCAGAGUUGAUGAACUAAGCUCAAAACCUCAGGUGGUUCAGUUGCUCAUGGAUUUGUUGGAGAUUUCUGCGGAUAGAAUAAUUGAUUAUCUGGCCCUUGACGAAGAAGUCCCAUCGAGGAAAUUUCUUGAUUUGGAUUUUGACUCAGCGGCUGACUCUGCGCCAUUCUUAGCAAAUUACAAAAAGUUCCAUGAGGACAUCGUCAGAAUUACCGUCUGCAAAAAACCUGAAGAAGGCAUGGAAUGGUUGGAGAGAAGGCUUGAGGCGUUUUUCAGUUCCCCAUUGGGCAAUCUAUGCAUCACACAGCCAAAACUUGAAGAGAAAUCAGAGGCAUACAACUACGCUAUUGCACAAUUCAAUGUUAUCGAGAACAGCAUUCGGGGAGUGUCUCGUUGGAGAAUAUGGUAUACUGGAGAAGACUUUGAAGUAAGAAAUAACCGUUUAAACGGAUUGGUCGAGGAGUUGGGAGAGAGACUCUUAGCCAUGCAGCUUGCAUCGCCAUUACUCAUCCGAAAGCAAGUUCAAACCAUGGUUCAAUUCGCCCCUCUUUUGAAAGACGUCAGCCCAUUGAUGCUCAAAGUUUUAGAAAAAAUCUUGGUGACUGCAACUUUUGAAUAUCAGGACAACAUAUCCGACGAAGAAAGAGAGAUCGUACGUGAUUUAAGGACAAGCUGUGGAACAGAGCUUAAUAGAUUGGCAUAUAUCAUGCCGGAGUCCCUUAAAAACAUAUUUGGUGACCUCGAAACUGUCAUUUCUGACAUUUUGUCUUCCAACAAGGUAAGCAACCACGAGAGCGUUGCUUUCAAAUCCUUUUUAUUAGUGAUCGCUUCAAGAUCAUCUAUAAACGAUAAAGAAGAAUUAUUUGCCAAAAUUGUUGAUCCUGAACUAUCAGCCUGGUCAUCUCCUGAAACUGAGAAGGGUCUUAUGGACUUGCACUGGUUCAUGGAAAGAAUUGGAAUUGUUGAGAUUGCACAAUACUUCCAAAAGAGAAAUAUCCGAGCUGACACCAAUCUUCUUGAGGCAGAAAUGGACGACGAAGGACGUGCCUUGAAAACUCAGUUAAAAGAGCGAUGGUCCUCCAUUUUCCCCAUUCGUGCGACUAGAAUUUUUAUUCAGUACAGCAUUGAAAAGUUGAACCAUGAGUCACCAGAGUUCAUUAAUUUGUUGAGACUUUGGAAACCUCGAGUUAGGCCCAUCGUUCCCCAUAUUCUACAGCUUCUCACACAAAUUCAAGCUUAUCACAACCCAAACAAUUGGCGUGACUUGCCGGAUGCUGUAUUCAGUUUUUUGCGGUAUAGUCGCAUGGAGAGGUUUUGGCAACAGGGUGUUUCCAUCCAAAGCAAAGAGACAUUCAUUGAAGAAAGUGUCAAGGCAGCCUUGACUUUGAGAGAAUUUGCUGAUAGUGUCGGUCAUUUAAUUCGUUACACACGCGAAUACGCGUAUUUAACAAUUGGCUCCUUGUCUCAGUUGGAAGACACCCUCUAUGAAAUCCCAGAUAUCGCGACAUCUCUAUGGCGUGCUCUAGCAGGAGAUGUUGUGGGUGUCACUCUUCACAGCUGGAAGCACAUGAUCAAUAGCUGUCUUCGCAGCGUGGUGAAAAAUUGCCCGAUAAAGUAUGUGGACAUUUUUAUGGCGGAACUUUUGCCCAGAGCUCUUCAGGAUAUUGACAAGCUUUUGGUUGCAAGAUGGGAAAAGGUUUACAUGACUGGAUUACAGCUCCAAGGAAAUGAAAAUGACACUACAUUGAGCGAAGAGAUGAUGGAGGAACAUAUGCUUAGGCAGCUCACAGCUACAGUGGUCAGACUUCUUAUGGAUAUCGUGCCCCAAGUCAACGCCAAAAAUGUGACGGACACUCAAUUUGCGUGCAAAAGACUAGUGACCACCGACAAAGAAGUGAUGGGAGCCUUCUUACAACUUUGCUGUCACAUUAUCGGAUUCAAAGACACCAAAUGCUCCUUCAACACAAUAUUGAUUACUCGCAAUAUUCUUCCCAGUAUUGUUUUCAAGGACGACAAUGUGGAUAAAUAUCUAUGCGAGACAUUCAUGAAGUCUUUGUUGAAUGUGAUUAUGGAUGACUACUUCGUCGAAACCCAUUCAGAAGCAGCAACGGCUCUUACGACGCUUUAUUGUGCUUUGAGGUCCAAGAGUGACUAUCCCGUUCAGAUUCUUCUUGACACUCUCCCUAAUAUCACGUCGCAGCACAUGAGCAACUUUGAAACAUUGUUGGUGGGAUCGCGUUCUUUGCGCCACCAAAGAUCAGCCCUCCUAGAAUUGAUACGAAUUGCAAAGACAAACCAGUCUGAAGUUAGUGAGGAAGAGGAGUUGAAAGACAGAAAGAAACAACUUGAAGAAGCAAAUCUUCAAAGGAAGAAGAAAGAGGUUCCUAGCGACAUCAUGAACGAUCCCUUUACAGAAAACGGCGCAUUAAAUAAGCUUUUCGAGAGCGAGUGAAAUAGUCAUAUACAAGAA